GUCAAAAGUCCAGUUUUUGACAUUUUAAGUUAAUUUUUUUAUCAAAAAUGGCGAAAAAGCGCACCCGAGCGAUGAGCUUGUCCCUCGACUGGGACAACAUGGUCAAGGAGGGCGAGUCGGAGAAGGGGGCGAGGGCGCACCUCGCCGGCAACAUCGCCUACGACAAGGACACCGUGGAGUUCUGCACUGGGAGUUCGUACACCGGCAAGUGGAACGCCUUGGGGAUGGCCGUCUACGGGACCUAUCUGUACCCCCAUGGUUGCGAAUACGAGGGAGGCUUCGAGGACGGCAUGUUCCACGGCGAGGGUGUCUUGGUAUACCCCAUGGGCCAAAAACUGGAAGGUUACUGGGAGAAGGGCAAACUGAUCGAUUACAAAUUUACCAACGUCGAUGGGUUGGACCAUGCCGACCCAUGGACGUAUUGUGUCAUGCCAGACAGGAGAUUUAAUGUCACACUACGAGAGGGUUUGCAACCAGCAGGCCGUGAAUUUUUGACCAAUCAGCAACCAGAUCGGCCAAUUGAACAAGACUGCUAUGAUACAGGUGAUGGAUUUUAUAAUCCAAUGACAAGGAGUAUUAUCAUGGCACGUGACCCCGAGGAAUACGAGAAUUUGGAUGAUCACGACUCGAUUAUGAUUGUCAAGAGUACUGAUGACGACUUUUGGGUUCAUGCUGUGACUAUAGUGAAUCAGGCCCGCCAUGAUUGGAUUACCCGCCAUUGUCGCAAGGCCUGGGACGAGCCGGCGGGCUACCGGCCGGAUCUUUACGAAGAUUGGAUUACCGGAAGAAGAAGAGAAUUGGAAGAAUUGGAUAAAAAAUAUGCUUCAAGUAGCAAUUCGGUAGAAAGUAACGAAAACGGAGACGUUAAAAAUGCCACAAACGACGUUAAUGGAGAACUAGAAAUCAAGGAGUCGGUGGAUUACGCCGGCACUGGGCGAAAAUUGGCACCAUCAACAUCUACUUUGUGAAUUUGUAACGAAAUAAAUUGAUUUUGAUCGAAAA
Messenger RNA from Tribolium madens (black flour beetle), 1002 nucleotides. Its product is annotated as MORN repeat-containing protein 5-like. Bases 48 to 968 code for a protein of 306 amino acids. Lineage: Eukaryota; Metazoa; Arthropoda; Insecta; Coleoptera; Tenebrionidae. The transcript is spliced from 5 exons. The record is from RefSeq and is a predicted model, not a curated record.